GUUUUUCGCUUUUUCUCUUUGAACUCUUACAUACUUUUAAGUGAAAUCCUUCGAAAAGCGAAUUUCCGUUUCCUUUUACUUGGACUCCUAAUAGUUCUUAGUCUUCAAGAAUUAGUAGUCCUAAAUUCUAAACCAUCCAACAAAAAAUGAGGGUCUACAAGUGUAUCGUAACAGGUGAUGAACUAUUCACAGAUACUUACCCAAUAGAAACAGUAGGUGCACUAUACAAGAUCAAAGGAAAAUAUGUGACCAGAUCAGACAAAGUGGAUGAUUCUUUGCUUGGUGCUAAUCCCAGUGCUGAAGAGCAAGAUGAGGGCACAGAUGAAUCAUCAACAUCUGGAAUCAAUGUUGUACUUGACAAUAGGCUUCAACCCACUAGUUUUGGAACUAAGAAAGAGUAUAUGGCCUACUUUAAGGACUUUGUCAAGAGAAUGGAAGAGUUUGUUAAAUCCAAAAAUCCUAGUGUUGAUCUUGAUGCUUGGAGAUCAGGAGUACAAAAUGCUUUCAAAGAAAUAGCCUCAAACUUGAAAGACUAUGAAUUUUAUACAGGAGAAUCCUCAAAUCCUGAUGGAAAUAUUGCCUUAAUUAAAUGGGAAGCUCCACCAGGUGAAACAGAUGAAGUUCCUUAUGCUUACUUCUUUGUUGACGGUGUCAAAGAGGAAAAAGUGUAAUGAGUUGCAGUCUUUGGUAUAGUCAUUGAACAUCUUCCAGUACCAAGUGUAUAAACGACUUGAUUUGGACUAACACUGACUCCUCUCAAAGUUUAUUUAUUUAUUUGGAGACUUGUGCUUACACAUUUGGACAUGUUUACAAAGUUUCACUAUCUUUACGUAUAGAUUACCUUGUAUUUCUUGAAAGAAAUAUUUCUAUUGGCUGAUAGACACCCUCAACAAUGAAAGGCAAUGGGGGCAGACUAAUUUUAAGAAACUAUAUUACAGAACUUCACUUCUGAUUUACAGACAUUUUUAACUAGGAUACUUGACAAUUUAAAGCUUGUAUAAAUGCAUGAUUGAUAUUGCUUGUGUUUGAAUGGUUGUUGAGUGAAGAAAUGGCAUCCAAAUUAAACAAAAGGCAAUAUAA
Molecule: messenger RNA, 1080 nt
Organism: Biomphalaria glabrata
Lineage: Eukaryota; Metazoa; Mollusca; Gastropoda; Planorbidae
Product: translationally-controlled tumor protein homolog
Exons: 6
Coding region: 147-671 (174 amino acids)
Cellular component (GO): cytoplasm
Molecular function (GO): calcium ion binding
Source: RefSeq, a predicted model, not a curated record